AUGGCGGACCGAAUUCGAUACAGCAAGUCUCAGCUCGAGAAAUACUACGAUCGAAUUGCCUUUCCGGCAUCUGAUCGUCAGUACAACAUCAGCAACCUCUCAUCUGAAGACCAACAGUCAUACCUCGACACUUUAACAAAACAACAAAUUCUCGCAGUUCCGUUUGAGAAUCUUACUCUUCACUACUCAUGGCAUCGCACCGUCGACGUCAACGCCGAUCAUCUCUACGAUAAAAUCGUAAAUGAGAAGCGAGGCGGUUAUUGUAUGGAGAACAACACUUUGUUCAACACAGUUCUUCUCUCGCUGGGUUAUCAUGCCUACAUGGUUGGAGCAAGGGUCUUUAACCCUGACGCUGGAAGAUUUGGCGGCAGUUCACAUUGUCUCAGCUUGGUGAUUAUUGCUGGGAGGACUUAUGCCGUUGAUGUUGGGUUUGGGGCACGAAACCCGACGGAGCCGUUGGAAGUUGUGCACGAGCUUGUUCAUAAGCGAUCAGACGGUGUUCAAAUGCGAUUGCGGCAUGAUACCAUCGCGCAAAAUGUCAGCAAUCAAAAGCUCUGGAUAUACGAGUAUCGCUCUCAUGACAGAGGCGAGUGGUUUCCUCAGUGGUGCUUUAUGGACUAUGAGGUUCUCCCUGAAGAUAUUCGAGUCAUGAACAUGUCUCCGUCCAAGAGUCCCUCAAGCUUCUUCACUUUCAAGGUCGUUAGUGUGCAGUUCACUUCUGAGAAGGAGGAUUAUUCAGAUGGAAGCGCUAGGGACUUGAAAAACGUGGGUGGUGUCAUUGAUGGAAACUUUAUCAUCGAUGGGAAUGUGUUUAAGUAUAGAAAGGGUGGAGAGACUAAGUGGGAAAAGACUUUCAGGACGGAAGAGGAGAGGUUGGAUGCUUUGAGAAAGUAUUUUGGUGUAGAGUUGACUGAGGAGAAUGAGAGGGCUAUCAGGGGAACUGCAGGCGCUAUACCAUAG
Molecule: messenger RNA, 960 nt
Organism: Fusarium redolens
Lineage: Eukaryota; Fungi; Ascomycota; Sordariomycetes; Hypocreales; Nectriaceae
Exons: 1
Coding region: 1-960 (319 amino acids)
Molecular function (GO): acetyltransferase activity
Source: RefSeq, a predicted model, not a curated record